UGAGAGAGGGUUGAGUCUCGGUGGAGAGGGCAGUGCUUUUGAACAGCAGGCCUCUUCAGCUGUCCUUGAUCUCAUGGGAGAUGAAGGCGAUCGCCUUAACCAGCAGAAGAAAAUGAUGAAAUGGGACCGUAAGAGGAAGCGUUUUGUGAGAGAAACGGGAAAAGAAGACCAGAAGAAGAAGAUCAAAACAGACAGCGGUCAGGUUAUCAGUAACAAGAAGAACAGGAAGAACUUUUAUGAGGAGUGGAAGAAAAAAUACAAGAUUGAUGAUACAGGAUCUGGAUCAGAUGGAGAAACAGGCGGAGGAGGCAGGAAGCCAGCAAGAGGUCGUGGCCGUGGCCGACGAGGUCCAAACGUACAGAGCUCCGGUGACCACAAAGCACGCUCGGAGCUGAAAACAAAGGAUCAGAUCAUGAAGCAGCGCAAGAAAAAGCAGAAGCACCAGUUCCUGCAGGGCGGGGGGAUGAGGAAGCUCCGCUCCAAGAACAAAAAGUGGCUCGGAGAAGUUAAAAAGUCAGGUUUUGGAAGGGGUGGCCAUAAGAAAGGCAAGCUGAGGAAGAAACUGUGAGGAGGACAGAGGGUUGAUGGUGUGGAGGACAUCACGAGGAACUGGGUGAUAAGCGUCAGAAUCAUCUGAGAACAUCACCAAAGAUUUUCCUGGUGCUUUGUGUGACUGUAGAUUAAGGAGAAAAUGAUUUGUGAAUCUUUACACUGCAGAAAUGCACGUCACUUCUUCCUUGAUGGCCUGCUGAACUCUGCGUUUGCCACAGAGUGAUGUUUAAUUAUGAUCCACUAACCUGGAUUUAUUACUUGUAAGCAUGUUGGCAGUCUAAUAAAAGUGUUUUGGAGUACUGAAAUAUGUCUUAUCAAAAUGGUAAAAUACAGAUAUUAAAUAUUGUGUGCUUAAUUUGCAGUUAGUUUCAAAAAUCGUCUCACCCAUCUUUUCUUAAAAUAAGAGGUGCUCUAUAAAAAUGAC
Messenger RNA from Maylandia zebra (zebra mbuna), 976 nucleotides. Lineage: Eukaryota; Metazoa; Chordata; Actinopteri; Cichliformes; Cichlidae. The record is from RefSeq and is a predicted model, not a curated record.